GGAGCGGGACGCGGUACCGGGCAGGGCAGGGCGGCGCGUCCCCGGCGGCGGCGGCCGCGCUUGACAGAGCGGGCGGCGGCUGCGGCCCCAUGGAGCCCAGCUAGGGCUGCCGCACCCUCCGCCGGAGGUAGCUAGCUAACAGUGCCUCAAUUUCUACCUGGUAUUCCAUUUAUGUGUAAGAAGUAAUACCCUACUGUGGAAGAAGCUCAGUGCUGUACAUGAAAAGGCAAGACAUUAUCCAGGCCAAAUUAUGUCGGUGCUGAUGCUCCUGGCAGCGUGGAGCCGCCGCGGGUCCCACUGACAGCGAUGUAGAGGUGGUGCUGGCAGAGCCCAAGAAGCCCUGCGACAUGGAGGAGCUGUACAAGGAUGCCCCCAACCUGCCUAUGGAUGUCACCAGCUCACCCUCGGCGAUGGCCAACAACAAGCUGGAAAAUGGGGUGGCUCAGCUGAUCACAGCAGAGGCUUGGAACAUCAACUCGGCCGACCUGAUGAAGAAGGCCCUUUCCCCGCUGGUGACAGUCCCCGCACCCUCCAUCCUGACGCCACCGGCCGAGUCCCAGAGCGGGGUGGCCCUGAAGGUGGCGGCCACCGUGCUGCAGCCCAUCUGCCUGGGGGACAGCCCCGUGGUCCUGCCCAUCCACCUGCAGGUCGCCGGCAGCGCAGCCCCGCAGAUGCCAGCCACCAAUGCCGCCACCCCCUACGUGAUGACAACGCAGGGCCCCGUGCCGCUGCCCGUCCUCCUGGAGCAGCAUGUCUUCCAGCACCUGAACUCGCCCCUGGUGCUGCCCCCGGGGGCUGCCUGCCCCGCCAGCCCCCUGCACGCCGGCCUCUUCCCCGGCACCGCCACCCCCGUGGGGCAGCCCCAGCUCCUGGACCCCAAGCCCUCCGGCCAGGCGCAGGAGCCCGUCCUGCCCCCGGUGUUUCAGACUCCGGGGUUCGCCGCCGUCCUUCAGGACCUGUUUCCCUCACAGGGCGCCCUGGGCUCAGCCCCGUGUCAGCCGCCCCCCGACUACGCCACCCUCCCACCGCAGGCCUUCAGCUCGCCCCUGUCCCCGCUGGUGCCGCCUGCUACGCUGCUGGUGCCCUACCCCGUCAUCGUGCCCCUGCCCGUGCCCAUCCCUAUCCCCAUCCCUGUCCCCAUCCCUGUGCCCCACGGCGCCGAGGCCAAGGCGGCCCCUGACCCACCCAAGCCGCCACUCUUCACCCCGCACUCCUGCAAGGGCACCCAGACACCCCUGGAGAAGGAGGAGACGAAGCCCUUCGAGCUCCUCCAGCCCCGGGAAUUUCCCCAGCUGAGCCGUCACACUGUCAUCAAGAUGGGCGGUGAGAACGAGGCGUUGGACCUCUCCAUGAAAGGGCCGCCCGCGCUUCGGGCCAGCGAGGCGGUGCCGCCGCCGCCGCCGCCGCCCGAGGACGGGGCGCUGGACCUGUCGCUCGCCUCCUGCCGCAAGCCGGCGGGGCCGCACGGGGACGCGGCCGCUCCGGGCCCUGCCACCACCGCCGAGCUCGCUGCCCACCCCGCGCCGGACAAGCUCCCCGGGCCAGCCGCUCCCUUCGGCUCCUGCAAGCCCCCGGAGGCGGCGGGCAAGGCGGAGGGCCGGGGCGCGGGCGGCGGCGCGGCCGAGCUGCUGCGGCAGCCGCAGAAGUGGCUGGUGGAACAGGCGGGCAGGGCGGGCUGCGAGCCCAAGGCCGGCAACAACAUCGAGAUCGUCAGCACCUCGCAGACAGCCAAAGUCAUCGUCUCCGUCAAGGAUGCCGUGCCCACCAUCUUCUGCGGCAAGAUCAAGGGCUUGUCGGGGGUCUCCACCAAAAACUUUUCCUUCAAAAGGGACCUGCCCCAGGACUCGGUGCUGCAGUGCUACGACGUGAAGAGCCCGCCCGAGCCCCGGGACAGCGCCGAGGCCCUCAGGAAACCCGUCAAAAACAGGAGCGUAAAGCUAAAGAAAAUGAACUCGCCGGAGAUACAUAUUCUUCCAAUCAAGAAGCAACGGCUGGCUGCCUUUUUUCCAAGAAAGUAAAUUAUGGGUUUUUAGAAUUUUAAGAUUAUUAUGAGAAGAAGAAGAAGAAAUAAUAAAAAAAAAGAUGCACUCGGUUUUAAACUCAUUUAAAACUUUAAACUAUCUUUGUAAGUUAUUUUUGGGGGAAGAGGGAGAGGAUUGGAUGUAGAGGUCCUAUAAGCUGGGUUGGUUUGGUUUUUUCUUUUGUUUUUGUUUUUUGGGGUUUUUUUUGUUACCAAAUUUUGACUUUUCAUGGGAAACUGAAUAAAAAAGCAACCUAUUUUUCAAGCAGAUUGCACAUUUUGCAGCUUUAAUGGAGUAAAGGAUGAGUCAGAGGGGUAAGAGCUAUUUUCACUGCCACAAAGUGCUUUGAUGAUGUAACUCUUCAUAACAGUCGGAAUGGAAAUUUCAAAAUAAAUGUUUGUACGUGCUAA
Molecule: messenger RNA, 2431 nt
Organism: Passer montanus (Eurasian tree sparrow)
Lineage: Eukaryota; Metazoa; Chordata; Aves; Passeriformes; Passeridae
Gene: RAI2
Product: retinoic acid induced 2
Exons: 3
Coding region: 348-2018 (556 amino acids)
Biological process (GO): animal organ development
Cellular component (GO): nucleus
Source: RefSeq, a predicted model, not a curated record